Molecule: messenger RNA, 1641 nt
Organism: Ruditapes philippinarum (Manila clam)
Lineage: Eukaryota; Metazoa; Mollusca; Bivalvia; Venerida; Veneridae
Product: aplysianin-A-like
Exons: 10
Coding region: 55-1632 (525 amino acids)
Molecular function (GO): oxidoreductase activity
Source: RefSeq, a predicted model, not a curated record
AUAUUUCAUAACUCAAAUAAAACAAGACUUAAUUAAUUAAUUUCAUUUGACGUUAUGCAUGAUAGCAAAAUGGUGAACAAACACAGUGUUAUAUUAGUAGUGUUAUUUGUUUUAAAUUUCUUAGGAAUUCCUGCCUAUCAAUUUGGGAAAUAUAUUGAUCCAGUUCCCUCCACGUGCGACGACGUAGCAAUUAUUGGUGCUGGAGCUUCUGGAAGUUACGCAGCAUGGCGACUACGUCACAGGAAUCUAAAAAUUUCCAUGUACGAGUAUUCCAAUCGUAUUGGUGGACGCUGUUACACUGUUCAACUUCCGGGAAUACCGGAUGUAAAUGUUGAGUUAGGACCAAUGAGGUUUAUACCAGAAGACCACCCUUUAAUGAACAAGACAGCUUAUGACUUGGGUCUUAAUGUAAUAGACUUUAGAAUCGGUUAUGGUCCGUUUCCUGAUUCACUAUAUUACCUGAGGGGCACUCAUAUGGAAUAUAAUCAACUUCCGGUAAAAGCCCCUUAUAAUCUCCCUGCUGAAAAUCGUGUUGACCUUAAGCUUCUUAACUGGAAUGUGUUUAACAACUUUACUUUCACUGAUCAAAAUGGCAUCCUGACUUCUGUAGAUGGAGUACCAUUGAAAAAACAAAGUUGGGAAAUGUAUAUGAAUAAGUUCCUUGACAUGGAAACUAUUCAGUACAUCCGAGACAGUUCUGGGUUUAAAUCUUGGUUUGGUCCGGAAGUUGCUGCUGAGGAAGAUAUACCGCGACAGUACCCGCGUCCCAAAGUCGUAAAAACGGUAAAAGAAGGUUUCCAGGCUUUUCCUCAACGGAUGGUGGUAGAUUUUCUUCAAGCCAGCGCAAAACAUAACUUCUACUACCACAGUCAUCUUAGAUCAAUAAGGAAAAACGUUAAAGGGGACUACGUACUGAAAUUUCAACCUACACAAACAAGAAAUGGAAUAACCACUGAUAUCAAGAAUCUACCAGCAACAGAAAGGUGUGCAAAGAAAGUGUUACUAGCAAUCCCUAAACUAGGACUUGAAAAUCUAGAUUGGGACGGACUCCGACAGGAAAAAGUGCAGAAUUAUCUCAAAAACUCGGUGAAGACAGUUCUAGCUAGUAAGAUUUACUUUGGCUAUGAUCAUGCUUGGUGGCGCCACAUACCUUUGGCAACCACAUAUGCUGUAUCAAUGACUCCUUUAAGACAAACAUACGAUUAUGGCAUAUCAAAUACAACUUUCAAAGGAGUUUUGAAUACGGCAUAUACUGAUGCAGACACCAAGUUAUGGAAGGAAGCUAUAAAAACUGGAAAGUUCCUACCGGGAUUUGGUGACAACCAUUUCAGAAUGACGGAUGACAGCGUGGACCUUGCGAGGAAGUUUUAUGCUGAAAUAUUUAAAAUGCCACAAGCUAAUGUACCAAGACCAACCUCUGCUGUACUGUCGGUAUUUGACAUGUACCCUAUAGGAGCUUCGUGGUACACAUGGAGACCAGGAUAUGACUGGGAUGAAGUGGAAACAUGCAUGACAAAGCCGUCCGCGAGGGAUGACGUAUACAUUGUUGGAAACAUAUUCUCUGCAAGCGGUCAAUCGGACUGGCUUGAGGGAGGAAUGGAAAUCGUAGAAAAAGUUAUAAAGUUAAUUUAAAUAAUAAAA